GGAAUUUUUAGGGCUAGAAAGCGAGCGAGGUCUGGCGCUGCGCAUAGCAGUCGUGCCAUCGGGAAAAGACAAUAUCGUCCGCGCGCUGGUGAGACACAUCAGAGCCCCUCAGGCACAACAACAGCUGAAGUGGUCGAGUCACAGAGUGGCCGAUAGUACAAGAGAGGGAAAUAAGGAAGCGGGAUCGCGUAAGAAUAAGGAUCAGCUGAUUUCCUCAUGUCUGGAUGUUCCUGAUCAACAAUCGUUAAUGCGUAACGCUCAACACUCCCUCAUGUGAGGGUGUAGAAUGGAAACAGCCCUCUACCCAGGCACCGAGGUUUCCAACAUCUAUUCCCAGACCACGAUGAUGAAGAAGGAAAUUAAUCUGAACCUGGACGACCAGCACUCCGAGCUCAAAUCAAACCCGCUCCGGGAUACAGACGGACUCCUCAAUUCGCCCGACUUGGGACUCUUGAAACUAACCUCUCCGGACCUGGAGCGCCUCAUUAUCCAGUCCAACGGUCUGGUCACCACCACCACCUCCACCAACAACAGCAACCCGACCUCCCAGUUCCUCUACCCGAAGUCUGCCAGCGACGAGCAGGAGUUCGCCGAAGGUUUCGUCAAGGCGCUGGAGGAUCUUCACAAGCAGAACCAGCUGAGCGAAGCGGGGUGCGUCUCCGUGGAUAGACUGGAGCUCCUCGGGUCAUCCAACGCCGUCGGGUCUGCCGGGCUCCAGACACCAGACCUUCCUGUAUACACUACUUUGAACGGCUAUGCGGCCAGCCCGCUCGGAGCCACCACCAUCAACUACUCCACGGACACCAUCCCCUUCCCGCCGCCUCCGUCUCAUCUGGCCAGCGCGCAGCAACAGGCGGCCGCUGCGGCUGCCGCUCUGUCACGACUCCAGUCCGCCGGCGUGGUGAAGGACGAGCCCCAGACGGUACCAGACAUGCAGAGUUUCGGAGAGAGCCCCCCUCUGUCUCCCAUCGACAUGGACAACCAAGAGCGCAUCAAGGCGGAGAGGAAAAAGCUGCGGAACAGGAUAGCCGCCUCCAAGUGCCGCAAGAGAAAACUGGAGAGGAUCUCCCGGCUGGAGGACAAGGUCAAGACCCUGAAAACGCAGAACACCGAGCUGGCCUCCACAGCCAGCGUCCUCAGGGAGCAAGUGGCCCAGCUGAAGCAAAAGGUGAUGAACCAUGUCAGCAGCGGAUGCCAGCUUUUACCAAACCAGGUCCAGGCUUACUGAAUCCCAGCUGUGGUGCUCUUCUUGGAUAUUUUUCCAGCUCUAAAUAUGCUCUGAGGAUACAGGCCUGUGUUUUGAGGAACAUUUGCGUUUUGUAACCUAGAACCCUCAUCAGAGACUUAAUGUGAGGCCAUUAUGAUGAAAAAAAGGCUGUAACUGAGAAACAUUUGCAUUGCACUGUAGAGACAUUGACAGGCCUUGAUGAGAGCUGCAAGUCAACUGGAAAAUGACAGAUUAACCAGCAGCAGGUAUGGGGCUGCAGCCUCCUCUGAUUCAUGAAAAUCUGACAGUGUUAUGCAGCAAACAGACUUAUUUUGUUGCCCUAAUUUUCUUUUGGGAAGCCAUGUAGCAAAACUGCUAUCCAGCGGACUGGUGCAGGAUAGCAUUUAUCUGUGUGUAAGCUGGACAAUCUCAACAUGAGUGCAACCAAACACCAGGGUGUCACCAAGUGCUGUCAUCCACCGUGUAAUAUAAUGCCUUACUUGUUUACAAGCACUUAGCAAUGACAAAUAUAUAUAUAUAUUUUAUUUACUGAAACGUUUCUUAUUUUACAUAUGGUCUUAUUUCUAGUUGUUUCUCUUUUAUUAUUUUGCAAAAAUGAACACUGCAUGUCUUGUCGCUUUUGUGGACAGUAACCAUUGUAUUUUUCAUUAUGGUGGCUGCUGUGUAGUUCUUCAGUCACCAGACUUCCAUGAAUGUAUGUGUACGUGCUGAGAAAACAUGUAUCCAUGUGUAAUGGACUUUCAAGUCUACCUGACAUUUAUUAAAUUCACUACAUUACUACA
Molecule: messenger RNA, 2010 nt
Organism: Lates calcarifer (barramundi perch)
Lineage: Eukaryota; Metazoa; Chordata; Actinopteri; Centropomidae
Product: transcription factor JunD
Exons: 1
Coding region: 287-1228 (313 amino acids)
Biological process (GO): regulation of cell population proliferation; regulation of cell cycle; regulation of transcription by RNA polymerase II
Cellular component (GO): transcription regulator complex
Molecular function (GO): transcription factor binding; RNA polymerase II cis-regulatory region sequence-specific DNA binding; DNA-binding transcription factor activity, RNA polymerase II-specific
Source: RefSeq, a predicted model, not a curated record